AUUGCAAAAUGGUGAUUGCAGUUUGAAUUUUUGUGAAUUUUCUUCGUAAUUUCGUUCUUAUUUUCGACUUGAAGUUGCUUCUGAUUGAAAAGCGAUCAAGAUGAUGCAAAUAACUGACUUUCAGAAAAUUGGUGUUGGCCUAGCUGGCUUUGGUAUAGCCUUCCUUUUUCUUGGUGUUCUGUUCUUCUUCGACAAGGGAUUACUGGCAAUUGGGAAUAUAUUAUUCAUCUGUGGAUUAGCAUUUGUUAUUGGACUAGAAAGGACAUUUUUGUUUUUCUUCCAAAAGCACAAACUCAAAGGGACUGCCUUCUUUCUCGGUGGUAUACUAAUAGUUCUUCUAGGAUGGCCAAUGAUUGGCAUGUGUGUAGAAAUAUAUGGUUUUGUACGUUUAUUUAGUGGAUUGUUUCCUGUUGCCAUUAGUUUUCUCCGCCGCGUCCCAGUCAUUGGAUCAGUGCUCAAUGCCCCAUUCAUUAGUUCGUGGUUGCCAAAAGGGGGUUUAGAUGCUGAAGCAGGAGUUUAAGAUUGUCACAAAACUCGGAGGUGAUUCAAAUUCGAUGGUAUAGUAGUGAAUGUCCAGGGAACGGCAAGAUGCAACAUUAUUGGCUGGGAGCUGAAGGGACUCAGAUGCCAGCCUGAAAAAUAUCAUUUUUACGAAAUAUUUUGUUAUGACCUCAUGUAUUACAGGGUGUAUAAAAAAAUAUAGGAGAGAGACUUCAUGUCCUUUAUAGAGACAAUGUGUCAGUCAGGACUACCUGUCAUCAUUCUAGUUAUUUGGAUGUGUUCAGGCAGUGCAUGGCCCGCUUAAAGGCCUGCGUGUCAUAUCAAAAAGGAAAAGGGCUGAAUGCCUGCCUGGGACAAAAUAAGGAGCAUCUUAUUGUAUAGCAUAGCUAAAAGAGAAAUGUCAACACUUCACUUUAUUUUGGUGAAUUGAGAAUGUCAGCUCCAUGAGUCUGGGUAAAAAGUAUGACUGCCCAAAAAAAUUGGAUUUGGUAUAUUGUGUGCAAGUGUUGGAAAAUCAUGAAAAAUAGAUAAGAUAGCACUUUUCAAUCUUGAUCAGUAAGUUGUGCAUUUGUUUCAAACGGCCUCAAGUUGAUAGUCACUGAUCUGAUACUGCAGGGACAUCUGGGAGAGAGAAGUUUUUCCAAGUGUGUUUUGUAAGAAGUACAUGAUAAGAAGUAAGAAAUGGCAAAUAACAUGUGCGCUAGUCCAGACAAGUCAGAUUUAUACAAGGUUCACUUUACCAUGUCACUGUUGCAAACUGUUUAUCUAUAGUAAUAUUCGGACUGUACGUCUUGGAGACUGAAAUGUAACUAUUUCAAACCAGUCGCCCUGAACUAUCUAGAGAUGUUUAAGGUAGACACCCCAUCCCUGUCAAUCAUCUUGCAUGUCGUCGGAGUGCAAAUAUAUCACACAUUAUGUACUUGUCUAAACCAUUCUUUGAUAAUAUAAUUUUGUCUCAAAAAUAUAUGUCUGCUGUAUAUAGUUAA
Molecule: messenger RNA, 1487 nt
Organism: Lineus longissimus
Lineage: Eukaryota; Metazoa; Nemertea; Pilidiophora; Heteronemertea; Lineidae
Product: vesicle transport protein GOT1B-like
Exons: 6
Coding region: 101-520 (139 amino acids)
Biological process (GO): retrograde transport, endosome to Golgi; endoplasmic reticulum to Golgi vesicle-mediated transport
Cellular component (GO): membrane; endoplasmic reticulum
Source: RefSeq, a predicted model, not a curated record